CGGGAGCAUAUAAGCGCCACAAAUUGAGCUAAACCAAGCUUCGUGACCUUCUCAUCGAUUCGAUUCGUUUCGUCGGAGAAUUUGUUAAUCAAUCUCCUUCCGAUCGAGAAAAGAAAGAGGAUGGCCGAUGGUCGUAGAUUGCCGACGGGAGGACUAGUAACUCGAGCCAAAGACGGCAGAGCUUUCGUCUUUUGUGAAAGAUGCUACCAGAGUGUACAAGUUGGGCGUAUGCAUGGUUGCAUCCCCGACGACGCCAAAAUUGAAACUGAGGCUAAGGAGAAACCUAUAGAGAAGAAGAAGUCAAAGCUGAAGCUGCCUCCUCCUACUGCGUUUUAUAUUUUCAUGAAUGGUUUCCGCGAAAUUUACAGAUAUGAGAAUCGAUUUAUUAACCUUAAGGAUGUUCCAAAGUUUGGUGGUGAAAAGUGGAAGUCUUUCACUGAGGAAGAGAAGAAAGUUUAUAGGGAUAAAGCUGCUGAACUUUUGGAGAAAUAUAACAAGUCACUUGAGUGCAGCGAUGCUGAUGAUGAUGAUGAAGAGGAGGAUGAGGAGGAGGAAACUUAUGAUGCUGAGGAGAAACAAGCUGAUGAAGUUGAGAACAAAAAAAGAUGCACCCAAUGGUGGUCAAACAGGUAGAGGUAGACGCAGAGGAUUUAGAGUUAGAGGAAGGCGUGGUUGGUUAGGUGUGUUUGGCUAAGCACACAUUGUCGAUCAGGUUCCGCCUGUUUCUAUGCUUUUAAUCAAGGCUGAUUCAAUCUUCACGCUUUAUCUCAAUGCAUGAUCUUUCAUGCCAUUAUGUAACUGACUUUUAUAAAUGAUAAUUUCUAUUUAAAAAAAAAGGAUGGUAAAGAACAGGAAUGAGAGAUUU
Messenger RNA from Eruca vesicaria subsp. sativa (arugula), 865 nucleotides. The record is from the annotation of a GenBank genome assembly. Lineage: Eukaryota; Viridiplantae; Streptophyta; Magnoliopsida; Brassicales; Brassicaceae.